CCCGCGUCGUUCCGGUCGCACAGAGCGGACGGCCAUCCCCGACACAGCAAGAUCCUCUCUCUUUCUCCUUUUUUUUUGUUUAAACCGAGGGAGAACUCGCCAUGGGACCCGCGCUGCCUCGCCCACCCUGGCUGUGAGCAUCACCCACCUCCCAAAGAUCUUUGGCUUUACCAUUUACGAUGAAAGCGGUACAUGGGAGACAGACCAAAAAAAAAUGAGCCUAAUGGAUAUCACUAAAAUGUUCUCCAUGCUCCAGCCCAGAGAAGAUGAAGACGACAACGGAGAAAGCGAGGAGCUGCACCGAGCGGUAUCGGAGGACAAUUACCAAACCCUAGAUAACCUCUUAUCCCAAGACAGGUACAAGAGGUUCAUCAACCGCAGGAGCGGCUGGGGGGUACCCAGCACCCCCCUGCGCCUCGCUGCCACGUGGGGCCGCGUCAGGAGCAUGAAGGUCCUCUUGGCCCACGGGGCGGAGGUGGACAGCCUGGACGUGAAGGCUCAAACCCCGCUCUUCAUAGCGGUCAGCAACGGCCACCGGGAAUGCGUGAAGGUCCUCCUGGACGCGGGGGCCAGCCCCGUCGGCAGCAUCUACAACAACUGCUCGCCGCUGCUCAUCGCCGCGAGGGAUGGGGACGUGGACAUCCUGCGGCAGCUCCUGGACCACGGCGCGGAAACCAACGUUCAAGCGAGGCUGCCCGAGUGGGCUGCCAACUCGGUGGCUUGUUCCGGUCCCCUCUACCUCGCCGCCGCGUACGGGCAUCUGGAGUGCUUUAAGAUGCUGUUGCUUUACGGUGCCGAUCCCAACUAUAACUGCACUGAGGAGAGGGUGAUCGCCCAGAUCAAGGAGCCCAAGACCCUGCUGGAAACCUGCCUAAGGCACGGCUGCAGGAGCGAGUUCAUCAAGCUGCUCAUUGACUUUGGAGCCAACGUGUACUUGCCCAACAUCACGGUAGACGAGACGGCACCCCGCAGUGAGGGCCUGGAGCUGCUGCUGCAGGCGAGAGCUCAUCCCAAGUCCUUGAUGUCCCAGUCCAGGCUGGCGAUGAGACGCCUCCUGAAGCAGCCUGGCCGCCCGCCCGCCCUCGGCCAGCUGGAGAUCCCGACGGUCCUGGAGAACUACCUCCGACACCAGCCGUGACGCUCAGCCCGCCACGAGAGAUACCCGCCCCGUACGCCUGUCGAGCACCCGAAUUAAAAGCCACUCUGACAUCUGCGCGGUGCGAAACCGCCGUGAGUUUGUGGUCGCAAAGUAAUUUUUGCUUACGAGGCGCCUCCAAAAAGCGGUGCGAGAAGAUGGUAAGGGAAGGCGCGGAGAAAACCGAGGAGACCUCAGCUCCAGCUCCGCAUCAGGGUGAUGGUAGAGCAGGGUCAGAUGGAGCUGGGUUUGGCUUUAAACCCUCUUUACUGGAGGGUUUUACACCUUUAAUUGAUACUGGUUGGAGAAGGGGCUGGGGAAGGGUGUGGAGGGCAGAGGGAGAGGAGCAAAGGCUGCUUGUACCUCCUCCCCUCCUGGGGAAGAGCGGGAAGGAGGGAGGCAUGACCAGGCUUGGAGCCUGUGGGUUUUCCCCGCAGCGUGGCCUCAGCUGCCUCUAACCCCCUUCCCAGCGAGGUUUCGAAGUGCCUCCUGCACGCGGCAGCCCGGCGAGGGCAGAAGGGGAGGCUGGACC
Gavia stellata (red-throated loon) is the source of this 1667-nucleotide messenger RNA. RefSeq names its product ankyrin repeat and SOCS box containing 12 (gene ASB12). NCBI's taxonomy places the organism in Eukaryota, Metazoa, Chordata, Aves, Gaviiformes, Gaviidae. The transcript is spliced from 3 exons. The record is from RefSeq and is a predicted model, not a curated record. Gene Ontology annotation, biological process: positive regulation of transcription by RNA polymerase II. Bases 215 to 1138 code for a protein of 307 amino acids. Gene Ontology annotation, molecular function: transcription cis-regulatory region binding; protein binding. Gene Ontology annotation, cellular component: nucleus.